AUGGCUUCCCCUCCACCAACUGCGGACAUCCGCGCAGACAUCCGCAUGCUGGAGCGGUCCCUCAACACGCUGCUCAACAAGCAGCUCCAGCAGAUCUGCGCAACCAACGGGCUUGCGACAAGCGGCGUCAAGGCCAGUCUGCAGAAUCGCAUCAAGAAUGCUUUGCACGAGAGCUGUGGCAAAGAUCCAGCCACGUACCAGCACAUUCGCAGCUCAAUCUUGGCUGUCUGUAAGGGAACCAUUGCAACACCACAGGCCCUACCGCAAAGCUCUGCAACGACUUCAUACAGCGCCCAGUCUAGAGGAUCUGCUGCGCCUGGCUAUCCAUAUCACGGCCAGAAUUCCGUCUACCAGCAGCAGAACGGCUAUAGCACAAACGGCCUCUCUAAUCACCACUCUUCGACCAUGUUCCGGCCGCCUUCGCCGAAUGACAUCGAGUACAAGCCCAGUCCGUUUUAUUCACGGCAGGAGCGAAUUGGCAAUGUGAAGACGUGCGAGGCUAUGAGCCAGCACCGAAACUCUGUGCAGCUCCACGUCAGAGUCAGCGACAUGCUGGCGCUGCAGAAGUGUGUCGACGACAAAAGCUACAGAGUCAUGGUUUUCUGCGCUGGCGAUCUCCAAGGGGCUCAGGACAUUUCUUUUCCCCACCAAUCUGAGAUCAAGGUGAAUGGGGGUGACAUCAAGGCAAAUACCCGUGGUCUCAAAGGGAAGCCUGGCUCGACUAGACCUGUGGAUAUCACAGAUGCGCUGCGGCUCAAGCAGUACAAUUAUGCCAACACCGUCGACUUCACGUAUGCCCUCACAUCAAAGAAAUUUUACGUGGGACUUUACAUUUGCAAGACGACACCGAUCUCGGAUCUUGUCGCAGCUAUUAAGAAUAGGAAGAUCCGCAAGGAGACGGUAAUCAGAGAGAUCUCUGACAAGGCAAAUGAUCCUGAUGUCGGAGUCACGCAUCUGAACCUGUCCUUGAAGUGCCCUCUCAGCUAUACAAGAUUGCGAACGCCUUGCAGAGGAACGCAGUGCAAACACAUCACAUGCUUUGAUGCCACAUCAUAUCUUCAGCUACAAGAACAAGGACCACAAUGGCUCUGUCCACUUUGCAACGGGCCAGCGCCAUACACAUCACUGGCGGUGGACGAAUACGCCAAGGAGAUCCUCGAGCAGACAUCCGAGUCCGAGGAGCAAGUCACGAUAGAACCGGACGGCUCGUGGAGACCACAGAGCUCUGACAAGGGCACACGCUACAACGGGCACAAUGACCAAUCCGCCAAGCUCGAAGACGAUGACGACUUGUUGAUCAUAUCGAAUGCCCCGUCAUACAAUCCAUUUGUCGACUCAACGUUUGGGACGCCGAUGCGGCAAUUUGCGACUGAAGUCAGCACGCCCAAUGGUGGCGCUCGUGAGCCGCCCGUGCCUCCGCGCUCUGGAGGCGGGACCAAGCGAACAGCGGAGGUUAUUGACCUCACGCUCAGCAGCGACGACGAAGAGCCAGUCAUGCGACCAGCGAAGCGGCAAAACCUCGGCACUGAGCAACACAUGUCAACUCUGCCGUUUCCCAAUAAUUAUUCAGUCUAA
This is a messenger RNA of Microdochium trichocladiopsis, 1575 nucleotides long. RefSeq names its product PINIT domain-containing protein. NCBI's taxonomy places the organism in Eukaryota, Fungi, Ascomycota, Sordariomycetes, Xylariales, Microdochiaceae. The record is from RefSeq and is a predicted model, not a curated record. Gene Ontology annotation, biological process: protein sumoylation. Bases 1 to 1575 code for a protein of 524 amino acids. Gene Ontology annotation, molecular function: zinc ion binding; SUMO ligase activity. The transcript has 5 exons.